CCCGCAGACAUGUCAUCAAACAGAAUCCGGUUGGAGUUGGUGCCCCUGAUGCAACUGCUGUUGCUGCUGGCGGCGACACUAAUCCCGCUGCUGCAGGCCCGGAUUGUUGAGGAUCUGCAACCGAAUCCCACUCCGAAUCUAACUCCGAAUCCAGACAGCACCACCACCACCACCACGAUUCCUAACCCGUAUACGGAGCAGCUUGAACCGGAGAACUCCGCUCAAGUGGAUGGCCAACGCAUCGACUGCAAAUUGACUUUCGAUGCGGCGACAAUGGACUCGUUAGGCUGCCACAAUGAGGGGGCGGCAUCCCCCUCCUCCUCCCGCUCCUACUCCAUGGAAGAGGAGGGCGUGGCAUCCAGUAAUAAGCCCGAAGCGAACCCGCUGCAAAUUCCAGACUGGCAGCGACACUUAAAGUCCCCGGACAGCCAGCCCAUCUAUGAAUUACAAUUGGUUGUUUGGCCCUCUGACAUCGAGGAUGGUGAUGACUUUGGCCCGCCACUGGCCACCAUCACCACAACAACGAAAACUCCAGCAACAACAACAACAAGUGGCUUUGGAAACCACAGGCCAACUAACGCCAAACCGAAACCCACACAAAUUGGGACACCUAUUGAGCAAAUAUGGCCAUUGUACGAAGAUCAAUUGGUCGUAUUUCCGCAAAUGGACUUUGAAGAGGAGAAUCUUGAUUAUUUCUUCGACGAGGAGGCACCACCACCUACCUCACCACCUACUGAACCCACUACAACCACCACUACCACCAGCACCACCACUGGUCGGCCGGUAACCAUCUAUCAUCCAACGGGCACGCCCACUCCAACGCCCAUUUAUGUUGUGCAAAACUAUCACGUGAUACAUCCCAACGGCACCGAGGAGUACAAAUUGGUGAUGAGCAACGGCCUGGUGAACUACAAGAAGAUUUACACCAAGAAGGUGGGCGACCAGGAGGUCAACGUGCAGGAGGGCUAUAACUCAGUUCCCAUUCCCGGGCCCAAAAACCAAAUCCAGACGCAGUACUACAUUGCCGAUGAGCGGGGAUACAAUGUCUAUAGAAUUGAGCUCCACUAUCAUCAGCCUGGGUCGCCCAAACAUUUGCAUUACAAAGCCACAAAAGCGACCAAUAUGUGA
This is a messenger RNA of Drosophila ficusphila, 1128 nucleotides long. RefSeq names its product mucin-2. The record is from RefSeq and is a predicted model, not a curated record. Bases 10 to 1128 code for a protein of 372 amino acids. The transcript has 3 exons. NCBI's taxonomy places the organism in Eukaryota, Metazoa, Arthropoda, Insecta, Diptera, Drosophilidae.